Messenger RNA from Carassius auratus (goldfish), 1135 nucleotides. RefSeq names its product caveolin-3-like. The record is from RefSeq and is a predicted model, not a curated record. Gene Ontology annotation, cellular component: caveola; sarcolemma; focal adhesion. Gene Ontology annotation, molecular function: transmembrane transporter binding; molecular adaptor activity. Lineage: Eukaryota; Metazoa; Chordata; Actinopteri; Cypriniformes; Cyprinidae. The coding region runs from base 251 to 703 and encodes 150 amino acids. The transcript is spliced from 2 exons. Gene Ontology annotation, biological process: regulation of membrane potential; regulation of cytosolic calcium ion concentration; cell differentiation.
CAGUAGGGUGAGACAGUCAUCUUGAGCGAGAACGAGAGAGUGAGAGAGACGGGAGUCCCGGCCGGCGCAGCUGUCCCUAGCAUUCCUGACGUGUCAUCGGUCCACAGAUUGGAGAAUUAAAAGGGACUAGAGACUGUGCGGCCAUUCUGACAUUUUCCUUAGGUUGCUGACUUAGUUUGCUUCACAUUUCUUCCUUCGGAGACUUCUGCAUUACAUCUAUCCAACCAGUCUUGGGCCAGAGGCCCCCAAUAUGGCGGACCAGUAUAACACCAAUGAGGAGAAAAUUCUGAAAGAUAGUCACACCAAGGAGAUUGAUUUGAUCAACAGGGACCCUAAGCAGAUCAAUGAAGAUGUUGUCAAGGUGGAUUUUGAGGAUGUGAUAGCUGAGCCCGACGGCACCCACAGUAUGGAUGGAGUGUGGAAGGCCAGCUACACCACCUUCACCGUCUCCAAGUACUGGUGCUACCGUGUGCUGUCGGCCAUCUUUGGCAUCCCAGUGGCGCUGCUGUGGGGUUUCUGUUUUGCCUGCAUCUCCUUCUGUCACAUCUGGGCAGUCAUGCCCUGCAUUAAGAGCUAUCUGAUCGAGACCCAGUGCCUGAGUCGAAUCUACUCUCUCUGCAUCCAUACCUUCUGUGACCCCUUGUUUGAAGCUCUAGGGAAAAUUUUCAGCAGCGUACGGGUGGCAUUACGCAAAGAGGUUUAGUUUUCAAAUACAAAGUUUUCAAUGAUCAGUCCUUGGAGGAAAAAUGUUUUAUUUUACAAAUAUUUAAUUUUGGAGUGUGGAUUUUGAAGUCACUAAAAAUGAAAAGACUACAUGAAUAAUAGAAUGCAUAUAUCCCCUGGAUGGUUUAUCCUUUGCAUUUUUUUUUUCUCAGUUAAUGUUAGAGGCUUUGGGAGCAAUUCAGGAUUAGGCCACCUGUUUGUUCAAAGAGACAUAUGAUGAAAAGCCUCUCCGACUGACAAUGGAGAAUAAGUCUUAUCUGAUAUCAUAGGGUUUCUAUCUUUAAGUAUGACAGAUUUAAAAUGGGAUGCUGCGGAGUAAGGUAUUUUUAUUAUGACAAUGUCAGAUAUAUUCUGUACAACUACAAAUAAAACAUUUAAUUGUAAACACAAAUAAAUGUUGUUUUGAGUUAGU